Molecule: messenger RNA, 3594 nt
Organism: Nestor notabilis (Kea)
Lineage: Eukaryota; Metazoa; Chordata; Aves; Psittaciformes; Psittacidae
Gene: GNPTAB
Product: N-acetylglucosamine-1-phosphate transferase, alpha and beta subunits
Exons: 20
Coding region: 1-3594 (1197 amino acids)
Biological process (GO): N-glycan processing to lysosome; carbohydrate phosphorylation
Cellular component (GO): Golgi apparatus
Molecular function (GO): UDP-N-acetylglucosamine-lysosomal-enzyme N-acetylglucosaminephosphotransferase activity; calcium ion binding
Source: RefSeq, a predicted model, not a curated record
AUGUUUGAUUCAUACAGAGACAACGUUGCUGGCAGAUCAUUUCAGAAUCGGCUUUGUUUGCCCAUGCCAAUUGAUGUGGUAUACACCUGGGUGAAUGGCACAGAUGUUGAACUGAUCAAAGAAUUGCAACAGGUCAGAGAACAGAUGGAGGAAGAGCAGAGAAUAAUGAGGGAAAUCCUUGGAAAGAAUGCAACAGAACCAACAAAGAAGAGUGAGAAGCAACUGGAGUGUUUGCUGACACACUGCAUCAAAGUGCCAAUGCUUGUUUUGGAUCCCGCGCUGCCUACCAAUGUCACACUGAAAGAUCUGCUGUCUAUUCAUCCUACUUUACAAGCUGCUAGUAAUAUGUUCUUCGUAGCAAAACCAAAAAAUCCUUCUACCAACGUGACAGUAAUUGUUUUUGAUAACCCUAAGGAUGUUGAAGCUGCUCAUUCUGGAAUGUUAAAAGACAACAGCAAACACAUAGUAUGGAGGGGUUACCUGACUACAGACAAAGAAGUUCCAGGUCUAGUUUUAAUGCAAGACUUGGCCUUCCUUAGUGGAUUUCCAGCUACAUUCAAAGAAACUAAUCAGCUACGAUCUAAACUACCAGAGAGCCUGGCCUCUAAAGUAAAACUGUUGCAGCUCUACUCAGAAGCCAGCGUGGCUCUCUUGCAACUGAAUAACCGUAAGGGUUUCCAAGAACUGAGCAAGCAAGCAAAGAAGAACAUGACUAUAGAUGGAAAAGAACUAAUGCUUAGUCCUGCUUAUUUACUAUGGGACCUCAGCUCUGUCAGCCAGUCUAAGCAGGAUGAAGAUAUUUCUGCCAGCCGUUUUGAAGAUAAUGAAGAACUGAGAUACUCCUUACGAUCAAUAGAGAGGCAUGCCCCUUGGGUGAGACGUAUUUUCAUCGUCACUAAUGGGCAGAUUCCUUCCUGGCUUAACCUGGAUAAUCCACGAAUAACCAUAGUGACACAUCAGGAAAUAUUUCAGAAUGUGAGUCACUUGCCUACCUUCAGUUCACCAGCUAUUGAAAGUCACAUUCAUCGUAUCAGUGGCCUCUCUCAAAAGUUUAUUUAUCUCAAUGAUGAUGUUAUGUUUGGGAAAGAUGUUUGGCCUGAUGAUUUUUACAGUCACUCUAAAGGUCAGAAGGUUUACUUGACUUGGCCUGUGCCAAACUGUGCUGAGGGAUGUCCUGGCUCGUGGAUUAAAGAUGGUUACUGUGAUAAAGCCUGUAAUAACUCAGCAUGUGAUUGGGAUGGAGGUGAUUGCAUUGGUAACAGUGGGGGUAGUCGCUAUGUAGCUGGUGCAGGUGCAGUUGGAGGUAUUGGGAAUGGACCACCAUGGCAGUUUGGUGCAGGAAUAAGUGGCGUUUCAUACUGUAACCAAGGCUGUGCUAAUUCCUGGCUAGCAGACAAGUUCUGUGAUCAGGCCUGCAAUGUCCUCUCCUGUGGAUUUGAUGCUGGUGACUGCGGCCAGGAUCACUUUGAAGAGAUGUACAAGGUGACACUUCAGCUUAAUCAGACCUACUAUGUUAUUCCCAAAGGUGAAUGUCUGCCCUACUUCAGCUUCAGUGAAAUAGCCAAGAGAGGAAUUGAGGGUUCGUAUAGUGAUAAUCCAAUUAUCCGACAUGCUUCAGUUGCUAACAAAUGGAAGACUAUCCACCUCAUAAUGCAUAGUGGUAUGAAUACAACCGUGGUCUAUUUUAACCUUACAUUUCUAAAUAAAAACGAUGAAGAAUUUAAAAUGCAGGUAGCUGUUGAAGCUGAUACUAGAGAGGAACCAAAACCAAACACAACUUCCACGCAAAAAUUGAACUCUGAUUUUAAAACUGUAACUUCAAUACCAGAAGCCGAAAUGAUAUUUGAAGAUAUUCCUGAAGAAAAACGCUUUCCAAGAGUCAGGAGACGUCGAAAUGGCACAAAAGAGAGUCUACAUGAAGAGGUGAUAAUACCAUCAGUAAACAUGUCUCUCCUUCCUGAAGAUGUUCUACUAGCACUGCAGAAGCUGGAUGCAAAACUAUUAAAUGGUGAUAUCACUCAGAAAGGAUUUAACCUAUCCAAGGCUGCUCUCCUGAGACCUUUCCAGUUCUUAACUACAUUAAAGAGUAUCAUAGACCUGGAAAAGAAGGUAGUGCAUAACGGUUCAGAAGACCAGAAGAACCAUACCAGAUCGCAGAAGCCUUAUAAAGAUGUAAACAAUGGUAAAAUAAAAACAAUAAAAGCAAAUGAAGAAGUUCCUUCAAGGCUUGCAGGAACAAAAGGAACUGUUAUAACAGUGAACACAAACCAACCUAUAUAUAAAGUAAAGCCUAAAUCCGCACUUCUCUCCCAGGCUGUGGGAAAUAAAAGUGAAACCCGAGAAAAAGUAUUGAAUGCACUCAUAUUAAGGGAAACCCAGAAAUCAAAGCAUACUGUGAAUUUAGAUACUAGAGAAGAUGCACAAGGAAUGGAAGGAGGAAAAGGGCAUGUGCAGGUAGAUACAGGUGUAAAAGAGGGACCAGUGGGAAGAAAAUUACAGUCUUAUGCUGGAAGUUACCAAGGCUUUUUGCCAUGGGAGAAAAAGAAGUAUUUCCAGGACCUUCUAGAUGAAGAAGAGUCAUUACUCAAGCAAAUGUCAUACUUUACUGAUGGUAAAUAUUUUGGAAGGCAGUUGAAAGAUACAUUUGCUGAUUCGCUUCGAUAUGUAAAUAAGCUUUUAAACAGCAAAUUUGGAUUUACAUCUCGAAAAGUCCCUGCUCACAUGCCUCACAUGAUUGACCGGACUGUUAUGCAAGAGCUACAGGAUAUGUUUCCUGAGGAGUUUGACAAGACAUCGUUUCACAAAGUGCGGCACUCAGAAGAUAUGCAGUUUGCUUUUUCAUAUUUCUACUAUCUUAUGAGUGCAGUCCAGCCACUGAACGUUUCUCAGAUCUUUGAUGAGGUUGAUACAGACCAGUCGGGCAUUUUGUCUGACCGAGAGAUUCGCACGUUGGCCACUAGAAUCCAUGAAUUACCAUUGAGUUUGCAGGAUUUGACUGGUCUAGAACAAAUGCUAAUAAAUUGUUCUAAAGCUCUGCCUGCCAACAUCACUCAGAUACAUGUUAUUCCACCAACUCAGGAAGCAUAUUAUGAUCCCAAUCUGCCUCCAGUAACAAAAAACCUAGUGACCAAUUGCAAACCUGUGACUGACAGGAUUCGUAAGGCAUACAAGGACAAAAACAAAUACAGGUUUGAAAUCAUGGGAGAAGAGGAAAUUGCCUUCAAAAUGAUUCGCACAAAUGUGUCUCAUGUAGUUGGCCAGCUGGAUGACAUACGAAAAAAUCCCAGAAAAUUUGUUUGCCUAAAUGACAACAUUGAUCACAAUCAUAAGGAUGCUCAAACAGUGAAAGCGGUGCUUAGGGAUUUUUAUGAAUCAAUGUUUCCCAUACCUUCCCAAUUUGAAUUGCCAAGAGAAUAUCGGAAUCGUUUCCUUCACAUGCAUGAACUCCAAGAAUGGAGGGCAUAUAGAGACAAGCUCAAAUUCUGGACACAUUGUGUUCUAGUAACACUUAUUGUGUUUACAAUCAUCUCGUUUUUUGCUGAACAGGUUGGGGCCUUAAGUAACACUUUCCGUGGUCUGAUGAAGAGGGUGUAA